Pocillopora verrucosa is the source of this 621-nucleotide messenger RNA. Lineage: Eukaryota; Metazoa; Cnidaria; Anthozoa; Scleractinia; Pocilloporidae. The record is from RefSeq and is a predicted model, not a curated record.
AUGGGUAUCUUAAGACUUUUCAGAGGUUUAAACUGCUUUGGUUCUGGACAAAGAAAUUAUAAGUCGAAAAGACAAAUGGAAAGAGAACUUGCAAGCAUGCAAGAAUUAAUCAGAAUACUUGAACAAGAUGUCCACAUCACAAGGGAUACUGUUGAGUUGUUCAGGCAGCGACAAAAAGCUGUGGAAGAAAAAGAAAACAGGAGCAGAGACAUCAGACACAAUCUGAUGACUCAAGUAGAGGAGAUUGAGAGUGAACUGGGACGAGCUUUAGAGGAGCGCAAGGAGCUGAUGUCAUAUAUCAUUGAAUGCGGAAUUCGAAAAACAGCCUUGGAAAAAGAUGUUCAAGCGAUAGAAAAGAAGGCGGAAUUUUUCUGGGAAGACCUGUAUGAUCCAUCUCCAGAUCCCAAAACACGCGCUAAAACAUGGCAGGAGAAUCUGCGUCCUGCGCGUUCAACGAGUGACCUGAACAAGGCGGUGCUUAAGCCACCCCUGUGUUUUGCACAGGAUGCAGAUGAUCUUCAAGUGUGGGAUGUACCUUAUGAUGCGAGUGACGAGCAACUCUUUGCAGAAAGACUCAGAAAUGAAGUUUUAAUCACAAAAAGCAAAGAAACCUUCGUUUAA